AUUACUCUACAUUUCAUCAAUGUUGGAGUGGAAAGAAAAAGGUGGAAUUGAUUUGGGUUGAAAAGGUAUAAGAAAUCAUAAACUCAGAAGGUGAAUAUGGGUGAAAAGAAACCAGAGCCUCUGGACUUUGUGAAAGAUUUUCAGGAAUAUCUCACUCAACAGACCCACCACGUGAACAUGAUCUCUGGAUCAGUUAGUGGAGACAAAGAAGCAGAGGCUCUUCAGGGAGCUGGGACAGAUGGUGAUCAAAAUGGACUUGAUCAUCCAUCUGUUGAAGUUUCCUUGGAUGAAAACUCAGGAAUGCUGGUGGAUGGAUUUGAAAGAACAUUUGAUGGAAAGCUUAAAUGUCGAUACUGCAAUUAUGCCAGCAAAGGAACAGCACGGCUUAUUGAACAUAUUAGAAUUCACACAGGUGAAAAACCUCAUAGAUGUCACUUAUGUCCAUUUGCAUCAGCUUAUGAGCGUCAUCUGGAAGCCCAUAUGCGUUCCCAUACUGGUGAAAAACCAUACAAAUGUGAAUUAUGUUCCUUCCGCUGCAGUGAUAGAAGUAAUCUUUCCCAUCAUCGUAGACGUAAACAUAAAAUGGUACCAAUUAAAGGUACUAGGUCUUCCUUAAGCAGCAAGAAAAUGUGGGGGGUUUUACAAAAGAAGACUAGCAAUCUAGGGUACAGCAGGAGAGCACUAAUCAAUUUGAGCCCACCUUCCAUGGUGGUUCAGAAACCAGAUUACCUGAAUGAUUUUACCCAUGAAAUCCCAAAUAUCCAGACUGAUACCUAUGAAAGCAUGGGAAAAACGACACAGACUAGUGGCUUGCCGAGGGACCCACAAGAACUCAUGGUUGACAACCCUUUAAAUCAGCUAUCCACUCUAGCAGGACAGUUAUCUAGCUUGCCACCUGAGAAUCAAAACCCAGCAUCUCCUGAUGUUGUUCCAUGCCCUGAUGAAAAGCCUUUUAUGAUUCAGCAGCCCACCACUCCAGCAGUUGUUUCUGCUGUAUCAACAAGUAUGCCUCAGAGCUCCUCUCCUACAAGUCCCGAACCUCGGCCAUCACACAGUCAAAGGAACUAUAGCCCUGUGGCAGGCCCAAGCAGUGAACGCAGCGCUCACACUAGUACUCCCAGCAUAAGUAACAGCCAGCCCAGCACGCCAACUCCAGUCCUGCCAGUUCAGGACCCUCAGCUUCUGCAUCACUGCCAGCACUGUGACAUGUACUUUGCAGACAAUAUCCUUUAUACUAUUCAUAUGGGAUGUCAUGGGUUUGAAAACCCUUUUCAAUGUAAUAUAUGUGGAUGCAAAUGUAAAAACAAGUAUGAUUUUGCCUGUCAUUUUGCAAGAGGGCAACAUAACCAGCACUGAUACAAAACAAUCACAUCAUGCUUUUUUUGUCUUUUCUAAAAUUUCAUGUUUUCAUCAUCCUUUUAAUAAGGCGUCUACUAAUUUGAGAGAUCAUAUUUUUUGUUUGUAAGAUGCAAAUUUGACAAUGGAGACAAAAUUUUCUUUUCUGAGCAGGAUCAUUUAUGUUAGUGAUAAGGUAGAUAGGAUUUAAUUCAGUUUGAAUCCCUCCCCCCACCCCCUUCAUUCAGUGGAUAAGAAUCAGAGUGCACUUCUGUCUUAUGAGCCUUCAUUUAAAUUUCCUACAUUUAAGACCCAUAAACACUUCAUAAUGCUCAUCCAAGUUCUCAGUAUUUCUAUUCACAUAUUAUUUCAGCUUGUAGAAGUGGUUUGGUACCUUAUAACUUCUACCAUGUUCUAAAAUGGUGAUUUUUAAAAAUUUUACUAAACCAAACCACUUAAAAUGUUUAAUGGAAGGGAUGUUUUAAAAUGACACUUAAUUGAUAACUUCAUGCCCAUGUAUUGAGUUCAAGCAAUCAGUUAAACUAAUAAGGGGUUCAACUGGUUUUACCUUAGGAAAUUGCCUUUUUGCCAAGAGAAAAAUGAAAAGCAGUUUCUGAUGUUAAAAAAGUAUAAUUGUUAUUUUAAAAAUUCACAUACCAUUUUCUUGAAAAGUAAAAGAAUCCCAGUAUCUAAAAUUAUUUUGAAAAAUAUGUUGUUCACUUUUAUGAUAUAAAUAACAUUUCAUCUUUGUAUCUUUUUUACUGUUUUGGCAUUAGCAAAAAAGUGGUGUUCAUUUUCCAUUGCAUUUACACUAUUGCACUUUCAGUCUACAGAAAAAAAAUUUUGAACUAAUAAGCGAAAUAAAAAUAUAUUUGUUGGAGAG
Messenger RNA from Gracilinanus agilis (Agile Gracile Mouse Opossum), 2218 nucleotides. RefSeq names its product IKAROS family zinc finger 5 (gene IKZF5). The coding region runs from base 97 to 1356 and encodes 419 amino acids. Gene Ontology annotation, molecular function: RNA polymerase II cis-regulatory region sequence-specific DNA binding; DNA-binding transcription factor activity. Lineage: Eukaryota; Metazoa; Chordata; Mammalia; Didelphimorphia; Didelphidae. Gene Ontology annotation, biological process: regulation of transcription by RNA polymerase II. The record is from RefSeq and is a predicted model, not a curated record. The transcript is spliced from 4 exons.